This is a messenger RNA of Fusarium coffeatum, 1170 nucleotides long. RefSeq lists its product as uncharacterized. The transcript is spliced from 4 exons. Gene Ontology annotation, molecular function: antiporter activity; GDP-mannose transmembrane transporter activity. Gene Ontology annotation, cellular component: Golgi apparatus. The record is from RefSeq and is a predicted model, not a curated record. NCBI's taxonomy places the organism in Eukaryota, Fungi, Ascomycota, Sordariomycetes, Hypocreales, Nectriaceae. The coding region runs from base 1 to 1170 and encodes 389 amino acids.
AUGGCCGACCAGAACAAGAAGAAUGAUGACUUCGUGAUGGCCAACAUGUCGGCUGAAGGUGCCAACGAGAACAACAUUGGCGAGGGUGAGAAGGAGAACGACUCCCUUGUUGGACGUGGCCCUGGCACCAGUGCCCUCCCCGCGCAGCCUGGAGGCUUCAUGGCCAAGGUUGAGAACAGCGGUCCUUUCUCUAUCCUCGCCUACUGUCUCUCCUCUAUUUCCAUGACCGUCGUCAAUAAGUAUGUUGUUUCUGGCACUUCAUGGAACUUGACUUUCUUCUAUCUUGCGGUCCAGUCAAUUGUCUGUAUCGGCGCCAUCACAGCAUGCAAGCAGUUCGGUUUGAUCAAGUCCCUCGCUCCUCUGGAGAUGGAUCGCAUUAAGAAGUGGUACCCCAUUUCGCUCGUCCUUGUUGGUAUGAUUUACACAAGUACCAAGGCUCUGCAGUAUCUCUCUGUGCCUGUCUACACCAUCUUCAAGAACUUGACCAUCAUUGCCAUUGCUUAUGGCGAGGUCCUCUGGUUCGGUGGCUCAGUCACCCCUACUGCCCUUAGCUCUUUCGGUCUCAUGGUCCUCAGCUCCGUCGUUGCUGCUUGGGCCGAUAUUCGUGCUGCUAUCUCCGGUGACUACAGCGCCACCACUGGUGAUGAGGAUGCGCUUGCGACCUUGAAUGCCGGUUACUUCUGGAUGGCCAUGAACGUCUUUUGCUCUGCCUCUUACGUUCUGGGCAUGCGCAAGGUCAUUCACAAGAUGAACUUCAAGGACUGGGACACCAUGUACUACAACAACCUUCUCACCAUCCCUGUCCUUGUCUUCUGCUCGCUCGUCACUGAGGACUGGUCCAGCGCCAACUUGGCCAAGAACUUCCCCGAGGAGUCUCGCAACCGCAUGAUGAUCGGUAUUAUCUACUCUGGUCUUGCCGCUAUCUUCAUCUCGUACUGUUCCGCUUGGUGCAUCCGAGUCACCUCCUCCACCACCUACUCUAUGGUCGGUGCUCUCAACAAGCUGCCCAUCGCCGUCUCUGGUCUCAUCUUCUUCGCCGCCCCUGUUACCGUCGGAUCUGUCUCUGCCAUCUUCAUCGGUUUUGUUUCCGGUAUUGUGUACGCUUGGGCUAAGGUCAAGGAGAAUGAGGCCAAGAAGAAUGCUCUUCCCACGGCUGAGAACUCAAAGUAA